UCUGUUGUUGUUGUUGUUAUAUGACACGUUAGCUCGCGUUAGCUCGGGUUUUUAAUGCAUCAUGGUGAAGUGACGGGGUGCGUUUGAUAGCUGGCAGCGACAUGUGAGCUAAACACCGCCCUCAACUCACCCCGAGCGGACUGUGUUUUAAUCUUUACGUGUUGCCCCGGCGGGUGGUGUUUAGUCCGUGUGAGGGGCAGUUAGCGGGCCGCUCGGUGUUAUCAGCCGUCAGCUAAAGUUCGCGGGGAUGAGUCUGCCGCCCGAGUGGGACGACGACGAGCGGAUGAACUUCAUGUUCUCCGACUUCAAGGAGAACCGAGAGGUGAACACGACGGACUGGGACAGCAAGAUGGACUUCUGGACGGUUCUGGUGGUGAAGAGCUGCCGGGACCGCGGCACCGUGUGCGUGAGUCUGCGGGAGCUCAACACCACCUUCCGGAGGAAAGAGACGGCACCGCUGGGCCUGGCGACGGUGCUCCAGUGCCUGGCCAGAUGUGGGAAGAUCCAGAGGGAGUCUGAGUUCGCUGCCAACGUGGACUGUGGCUGGCUGUCCUGGGGUGUGGGCCUGCUGCUGGUGAAGCCUCUGAAGUGGACCUUCUCCACUCUUCUGGGGAGCAGCCGGGUGCCUCUGGAGGAGUCCUUCGUUGUCAUUGAACUAGUGAAGGAGAAAGCAGCAGAACUCCUGCAGGUGUACCGGAGCAGCGAAUAUGCCAGCAGCUCCAUCCUGUCAUUUCAAGAGCUCUGCACUCUCUCGUCUGACGUGUGUGCCGACGAGAGCACCCUGUGCAUGGCUCUACUGCAGCUGCAGAGGGACAAACAAGUGACGGUCUCACUGCACGAAGGCGAGAAGAUUGUUAAGUUUUGUCCACCCGGGCAGGAUCGCGUGUCCCCCGUCAGCGAGGUGGAUAUAGGAAUCUACCAGCUGCAGCGCAGUGAGAAGCUGCUGGGAGAGCGGGUGGAGAAACUGGGCCUGGAGGCAGACAAAUGCAAAGAGGAAGCAAGGACUCUGCUCCGGGAAGGGAAGAAAUCACAGGCGCUGAGGUGUUUGAGAGGCCGCAAGAGGGUCGAGAAGAGAGCGGACAACUUGUUCGCCAAGCUGGAGUCCAUCAGAGGAAUCCUGGACCGGAUAGCUCAGUCGCAGACCGAUAAGAUGGUUAUUCAGGCGUAUCAGGCCGGAGUGUCGGCGCUGAGGCUCUCGCUGAAGGACGUGACCGUGGAGCGAGCCGAGAACCUCGUGGAUCAAAUCCAGGAGCUGUGUGACACUCAAGACGAGGUGAACCAGACUAUAUCCGGUGGCGUGACCAGUGCAGAUGAAGACAUGGACGAGUUGGAGAACGAACUGAAAUCUUUGUUGGACGAGUCGAAGCCGGAUUCUGUCUCGGGUUUACCCGAAGUCCCGACGGGCGGUCUGCGGGCCCCGGGGGAGCCGAGCCUCCCGGCGGGUAACGACCUGCUCGACUCUCUGCCCGCCGUACCGUACAGGCAGCUGGAUAUCAGCGCCGAACAGCUGGAGGAGGAACUCAAUCAGUUAACUCUUACAGAUUCAGGCAUUGAACAGAAGAAAGUGACCUCGCCAGCCAGGAGGCCAGAGCCGGCUCAGUAACGGCCCCGGGGGGAGGGGAGGGGAACGUGACUAGUUUGAAGCUCUGCAUCAACAUAUCAAACUGUAUCUCUUUACAGACGUCCUGUGAGAGUUCAUAGAGGUUAAACACAAAAAAAUAAAAUACUAAAGAACUAUAUUAACAAUUGCGAAAACCGUAAUUGAAAUGUUUGUAAAAUCAGGAUGAAAACCGGCACUUUUUCCUUCGUGUGAGAAUAAAAACGCCUUUUCUGUGGCGGCACGCCAACGAGGAUUCAGCUCGAAAGCUCUCUGGUUUGCCGCCACUGCGAAUGCUUUUAAAUAUGUGCUAUUUUUUUGUGUAUUUGUCGUUUGUAGCGUGUUUAUUGACGUCUUUAAAAAUGUCCCCUAUCUGCAGUCCUGUAAAGUGUAUUAAGUGGCCUUUUAAAAGUGUAAAUAUGAAACUUAAAGUUGAAGAGAGUGUAAUGCCAAAUGAUUUACGAGCUUGAGUGUAUAGAGAAGUCUGUUUGCGACGUGCGUGUGAGGACGGAGGAGCCGAGCUGCGAGUGAGUUUAACCAAAUAUGUUUGUCAAAAUAAACUUUAUUUUAAUCACU
Messenger RNA from Dicentrarchus labrax (European seabass), 2173 nucleotides. It is a transcript of the gene chmp7, whose product is annotated as charged multivesicular body protein 7. Lineage: Eukaryota; Metazoa; Chordata; Actinopteri; Moronidae. Bases 248 to 1603 code for a protein of 451 amino acids. The record is from RefSeq and is a predicted model, not a curated record. The transcript has 10 exons. Gene Ontology annotation, cellular component: multivesicular body; cytoplasmic side of plasma membrane; ESCRT III complex. Gene Ontology annotation, biological process: vesicle budding from membrane; late endosome to vacuole transport via multivesicular body sorting pathway.